This is a messenger RNA of Candidozyma haemuli, 1212 nucleotides long. RefSeq lists its product as uncharacterized. The record is from RefSeq and is a predicted model, not a curated record. Gene Ontology annotation, biological process: DNA alkylation repair; DNA repair. Gene Ontology annotation, molecular function: zinc ion binding; dioxygenase activity. Gene Ontology annotation, cellular component: nucleus. Lineage: Eukaryota; Fungi; Ascomycota; Pichiomycetes; Serinales; Metschnikowiaceae. The transcript has a single exon. The coding region runs from base 1 to 1212 and encodes 403 amino acids.
AUGGAUCUUUUACGCAAGAAAACACAGCUUCUACAGCUCUACUACCCCGACUACUCUGCUGAUGUUCUCCGGGAUAUCUUGGCAAGUUGUAACGGUGACGUGGACCAGGCAAGGGUGUUGAUCGAGGGGCCCAAGCAUCAGAAGCUGACGGGCCAAAUCCAACGAACCCUUCCAGUGAAGGCGAAACGAAAGUUGGAGGUAACGGCAACGCCACUGCCACUGUCUCUGGCGCUGGUGGUGGCGCCAGAGAACGCGAAGAAACGUCAAAUCACUAACCGGCUGCCUCAAAUCACCUUAAACACGCCAGAAGAUGUAGAAGUCCACUUGGGCGGCUACGCGCUGCUCUAUGUCAAUUUUUUCCCCAAAGAACUUGCAAAUGACCUAUUAAACGAACUUACAGAGUCUAAACACAAAUUCAAGUAUCGCCAGUUUUAUCUCUUUGGCAACCUCUGUCAACUGGAUGUUCUGGUGGCUCCGUUUGCAGCCCGCGACAAUGAUUGCCCUACAGUGGUGUACAACGGUUUGCCUGUGCAAGGAGGAGACUCGCCAGGCCCCCAUGAGUAUACGCGCCAUUUCGAACUGGCUGCAAAAUACUUGGAGGAGAAGAUGAACAAGAGCAUAAUACCACUGAAUCCUCGGCUUCCGUAUCAAAGAAAUGAUAAAUGGUCGGCUGAGUUUUGUGUGGCCAACAUGUAUGAAAAAUUGAGUAACCAUUUGGAUUGGCACUCUGAUCGGCUCUCCUAUAUUGGGCCGCACAACUACAUCGCCUCGGUACUGUUAGGUCUGACCCGAGUAUUUAAACUUCGAUCGACCCAUAAGCCUUCGUCUCCUGUGUACCUGGUGCCCCUUCCUCAUAAUAGUUUAUUUUUAAUGAAACCAGGCUGUCAAGAGGAGUUUAAGCAUACUUUGGGACCGAUGGGGAAGCUGUUACUGUUGCAUCCUCAGGUAGGCACUCUACGCUUCAGCCUCACUUUCCGCCACUACCCUGCCGACUUUAUACGAAACUUGCCUCGCUGUCGAUGCGAUCUCCCCAUGAUGCUUCGACGGGCUUUUAAAAGUCCAGAAACCAAGGGUUUCUAUUUUUGGCUGUGUGAGAAUGUGUACCAGAACAAGGACUGCGGAACUUUCCAUUGGGCAGACUUCAACAACCACAAAGAUCAUUUUGUGGCUAAGUCACAGGACUUGGCGUCCCGGUGGAUCGCUCCAGAAUAA